Messenger RNA from Leptomonas pyrrhocoris, 1140 nucleotides. RefSeq names its product putative mitochondrial hydrolase, alpha/beta fold family. The record is from RefSeq and is a predicted model, not a curated record. The coding region runs from base 1 to 1140 and encodes 379 amino acids. The transcript has a single exon. Lineage: Eukaryota; Euglenozoa; Kinetoplastea; Trypanosomatida; Trypanosomatidae.
AUGCAUGCUUUUCGUGCAAAGGUAUACCAGUACCGGGGCGCUCUUUCCUGCCUUCACAGCACCUCCUACAUCCGCUUUCCUUUGUUGUUAACAUUGAGCGUGCUUCGAACGCGCAUGCCCGUUUCUUCCCCACCGGCGUCGACGUGUGAGGACACGUACGUGUCGCCGCCGUUGUCGGACGCGGCGCGAGCGCUGCUUGGCGACUUCGAGGACAAAUUCGUGGAAGUGGGCACCUGCGCCAGCACGGGGAAGCGCGUCACGAUUUGCUACAACGCCUUUGGCGACCCCUCGCAUCCCUGCCUGCUGCUCGUCCAGGGCAUCGGCACCUCCCUCCUCGGCUACUCCCUGCAGUUCGUCCAGCACUUCGUCGACAAGGGCUACUAUGUGAUUCGGUACGACAACCGCGAUGCAGGGCUGUCCACCCACUUCGACGAGUUUGGGUCGCCGGCGCUGAUCCGGCUUGGGCUGCCGGAGUGGCUCUCCGUCGGCGAGCGCCUUCCUUACAACUUGUACGACAUCAUGGCAGACGGCAUUGGGUUGUUGGAUGCGCUGCACAUCUCCAAGGCGCACUGCUUUGGCAUGAGCAUGGGCGGUAUGCUGGUGCAGCUCAUGGCGAUCCACCACCCAGAUCGCGUGCUCAGCCUCAACAUCCUCUGCUCGCACGCAGGCGGCCGCGACAAGACGGACCCGAAUCUGCUUCACUACGCGCGCUUUCUGAAGCGGCCGCGCAGCCAGAGCGCGAUCGACCGCGCGGACCACAUGAUCUGGUUCAUCAACUACCUCAGUCAAGGCGCCUACCUGCUGCACAUGGACGCGGUGCGGCAGUACAUUCUGUACUCGUACGAGCGCAACGGCGUGCACGACGACCGCGGGAUGCCCCGGCAGGCGGCGGCGGUAAUGCGGGCACCGAGUCGCGUAGAGGGACUGAAGAAGGUCCAAUGUCCCACGUUGGUGAUGCACGGCGGCGCGGACCCGCUUAUCCCAGUGGCGAACGGGCACCACCUGGCCGACGUGAUUCCGGCGGCCAAGCUGGUCAUCUUCCCAAAGCUAGGGCACGACUUUCCCUUGACGCUGAUGCCGUUCUUCCAAGACGAGAUCGUGCUCAACAUGAGCUACGCAACUGUCAAACAUGAGCUAUAG